This is a messenger RNA of Galeopterus variegatus (Sunda flying lemur), 1967 nucleotides long. It is a transcript of the gene DNAJC19, whose product is annotated as DnaJ (Hsp40) homolog, subfamily C, member 19. The record is from RefSeq and is a predicted model, not a curated record. Gene Ontology annotation, molecular function: ATPase activator activity. NCBI's taxonomy places the organism in Eukaryota, Metazoa, Chordata, Mammalia, Dermoptera, Cynocephalidae. Bases 146 to 496 code for a protein of 116 amino acids. Gene Ontology annotation, biological process: protein import into mitochondrial matrix. The transcript has 6 exons. Gene Ontology annotation, cellular component: PAM complex, Tim23 associated import motor.
CUGCCGUAUUCGUAGGGCGCCUGUGCUUAGGGGGUUUGUGCCUGGUGGUGGUUUCCUCGUCGCUUUCUGGUAAAGUUGGUGGCUGCGGCCCCUAGGCUGGGAUGAAUCGCGCUCCUGGUGGAGGCACGGGAGCCAAGCCAGAGCCAUGGCCAGUACAGUGGUAGCAGUUGGACUGACUAUUGCCGCUGCAGGAUUUGCAGGCCGUUAUGUUCUGCAAGCCAUGAAGCAUAUGGAACCUCAAGUAAAACAAGUUUUUCAAAGUCUGCCAAAAUCUGCCUUCAGUGGUGGCUAUUACAGAGGUGGGUUUGAACCCAAAAUGACAAAACGGGAAGCAGCACUAAUACUAGGUGUAAGCCCUACUGCCAAUAAAGGAAAAAUAAGAGAUGCUCAUCGACGAAUUAUGCUCUUAAAUCACCCAGACAAAGGAGGAUCUCCUUAUAUAGCAGCCAAAAUCAAUGAAGCUAAAGAUUUACUGGAAGGUCAAGCUAAAAAAUGAAGUAAAUGUAUGAUGAAUUUUAAGUUCAUAAUAGUUAAUGCAUAUGAGUACCAACUUUUUUAAUAAAAUACCUCAGAGCCACAGUUUUUAAAAAUGAUUUAGCACAAGCUAAAUCAAAGCCUUGGUAUGAUUUUCUUGUUUAAAUUUCUUGUUUAAGUUUGAAGAUUUUAAAUCAGAUUAUAGUUUAGGAUACUUGAAGAUUAGUACUCAAUAAUUAUGGGCAAAUUCAUACCAUAUGAAUAGAAAUACUGUUCAUUACUCAUUUAGCAAAUAAUUUGGUAUCUGUAUACUCUUCAAGAAGUGAAAAUGACAGUCCUUGCUCUCAAGGAGCCCACAGUCUAAUGGGAGACUGGUAAACUGGCAAUUAAAAUAUGAUAUGAUGGAAUUAGCACAAGUUGCUGAAGUAGGGACUCUUACUAAUGUUCAAGCUGUUCAAGGUACACACAACUGGCCCAGCUACUUGGAACCUUGUAUUUAUUGAUUGAAUGACCUGAUUUAUUUUGGGACCUUGUAUUUAAAAGUGAGUUUAGCCACAAUUUUGACCUAAGAAAUUGACUUAGAUAUGUAUAUAUAAUAUCACUAACAGAAUUGUUUACAGUAUUAUACUGUAACAGUCUAGUAAAUAUUUGAGUACAGGUCCUGUUUUUAAUCAAGAAGGUAUUUAUAUUGUAUUCAGCUAGCCCCUUAAAGAUACUGACCAUUUACAAAUUCCUUUAAUUGGUUAUUUUUUGACAUAAUCUUAAGUUCUGCAAUUGUUAUAACCACGUUCAAACAGUUGGCAAAACUGAAAACCAAAAUUCUCCGAAUGUUAAAAUGUUAUGUAGCUUGGACUAGUAAGAAUUUAUACACUAAUAAAUUUAAAUAACAUUUGAAGGCAAAUGACGGUUGGUUUAACAAAAUAUAUAAGGAUCUUAACCAGAAGACUUAUAUAAAACAUCUGAUGUAAACUAGUUUGUGAUCUCCAACAGGAGUAUUAUGUCUAGUUCUGAGAUGAUAAAUUAUACUAUCUACCAUCUAAAUCACUGUAAAGUUCUUAAUUAUUAAUGGAGAACACAAGGACUCUUGAGGUAAAAAUUAGUGGAGGUAAUCAUAUUUAGUGUUUGCAUUUUAAAGGAUGUAUCUGCUCCUUUAGUUUAUUUUCUAUCCUAUACCCAUGGUUAAAAUCUGAUGAAGUCUACAUGUUGUGAUUUAGAGUAUGAAGCAGCACUAGUUUCUAAAGCUUUUGUAUAACGGUACAUUUUUUUAAGCCUAUUUCCAGGGAUAAAGGGGCAUGAAGGUACAGUACAUUGGUUCUUGUUAUUUGCAGUAGUUAUGUUCUAUAAGUCACUGUCAGCACUGAAUUAGCAAAUACUGAACCCAUUGUUCCUAGGGAAAAUGCAGGUUCCUGUGAGUCUCUGGUCACUUUUGUCAUCCAAUCAAUAUAAAACCAUGUUUUAUAAGUGUUUCUGUUUAAAGACAGCUUGCUUAUUAA